Salvia splendens (bonfire salvia) is the source of this 984-nucleotide messenger RNA. RefSeq lists its product as uncharacterized. The coding region runs from base 1 to 984 and encodes 327 amino acids. The transcript has 2 exons. The record is from RefSeq and is a predicted model, not a curated record. Lineage: Eukaryota; Viridiplantae; Streptophyta; Magnoliopsida; Lamiales; Lamiaceae.
AUGUCACUAGGGGAACUGAGAGGGAAUGAAGGAAAGAUCCCUGCUACGGUGCAGCCUACUGGGCGAGAGAACAUCAACGAGGUCUCUCUGAGGUCAGGAAAGGUAUAUCAAAGCCCCCUUCCACUUGUAAGUACCCCAGUAUUUACAUCUGGACAGAGCCGCAAAGAAGGAGCAGAGUCCAGUUCCCUUGAUCAAGCCGCCGGAGGAAGAGAUAAGGGAAAAGCGAAAGUAUGCGGCGAGACCUCAGGAGAAGGUCAAGGCGAAGAAACUGAGAAGGCCAAGCCCUACCCCUACCGCGGCAUGAUUACAAGGAUGAGAGAUGCCACGAUUGAUGUGGCCAGUUUAUUCAAGGACGUGGAAGUCAAAGUGCCACUCCUGACGGCAUUGAAGAUGCCCCCAAUCAGUAAAUUUGUUAAAGACUACCUGGCAGGAAAGGUCACUGAAGAAGGAAGGAUGGUUAUAGAGGAGAAUGUCUCUGUUGUGAUCCAGCGGAGUGACAUCCCAUCGAACAAGACCGACCCAGGGAUGUUCACUCCCAAUCUCAAUUGGAGACAUUCAAGUGGUGCACCCAAUCUGGGAGAGGCUAAGCUUGUCGACACUGACAUCAUGAUACAGCUAGCCGACAGGUCUUGCAUUCACCCCGAGGGAAUUCUUGAAGAUGUUAUAGUAAAGGUGAACAAUUUCCUAUACCCAGCCGACUUCUUCGUCAUCAAAAUGACAGAGCCAACAGCGAAUGAGUCCAGUGGAGUCCUAUUGGGAAGACCGUUCCUGUCUACAGCCAGCACAAUAAUCGACGUCUACAAUGGGACGAUUAGUCUGGACUUCAAUGGAGAACAUUUCACUUUCAACAUUGACGAAGCGAUGAAAAGGCCGAGGGACAGUGAGAACGUGCACUCGGUGGACAUAACCGAGCCUCUGGUGCAAGAGUAUCUAGAAGAAGAGUUCCUACAGAGACUAUUCACAGACUCCGCAACAGACGAAUAG